GGAAAAAAUGUAUUUGUUAUUCAAAAAACCCCGACUCGGAUAAAAAAAACCUCAAAAAUGGAACUCUCCGAUUCGAACGAUUCAAAGCCCGAGACUCGUUCACCUCUCGGCAUCGAUCUAAACGAGAUCCCUUCUUCUUCAUUCACCGAAAACCUACCCGAAUCCGCCGAACCCGAUUCGUUCUCCGUAGUUCGGGCUAUCCACGAGAAUGCUGACCCGGCUCUAGGUGAGCCCGCCGGUGUUCCCAUUGGGAACGAGAGGGAACAGUGUGGUGCGUGUGGGUUGCCGGCACCGAUGGCCGGAGGAGGAAGAGUUGUUGUUUGUGACGGCUGUGAGCGAGGGUUUCAUCUUGCAUGCUCGGGGGCUUCCGGGUCGUUUUCCGCGGGGGAGGAGUGGGUUUGCGGAGUGUGCGUUGGCCGCGGAGUAAGGAGUAAGCGGUGGCCGCUCGGGUUUAAGGCCAAAAAACUUGUUCUUGAUAUCAAUGCUUCCCCGCCAAGUGAUGGUGAUGGGGAAGGUGAUGAGAUGCGGGAGUUAAUGAGACAGCACAUGCCUGGUGACAAUUCUUUUGUUGGCAAGGGAUUAGGCGCCCCCUUGACAUAUAUGAAUUCCUUGUUUUCGGGUAAUGGAUUUGGCUCUCAAAAAGCUCCUAGGAUUGUGACACAUGCAGUUAAAAUAGGUUUUGAAGAUAUAAUGCAUCGUAUGCGAACUAGAGAUAGAAGUUUUGAUGAGGUAGAUUUGGAUUCUCCACUUAGGAUGCCGAAGAAUAGUAAUAGUACAACUAUUAGAUUUCCAACUCGGAAUCCGAGUGACGUAUUUUUGCAGGCUCUUAGAGAAUUUGUUUCAGAAAGACAUGGGGUCCUGGAGGAAGGUUGGCGAGUGGAGCUAAAACAUUCAACGAGUGGCUGUGAUCUGCAUGCAGUUUAUUGCGCUCCUGAUGGGAAAACAUUUGGCUCAGUGGCUGAGGUUGCUUCUUAUCUUGGGUUGGUGUCGAGCUACAACCCUAUGGAUGCUGAAACAAAACAUGAGGGGGGUUCUCAUCUGGAAAGAUUGCAUCUACCAAGAAAAAGGAAGUCAACUAGGUUUAAAAUUUCUGGUGGAUUUCCUGAAAAUAAGGGAAGUUUGAUUAGUGGAUAUUAUAAAGGAUUUCCAUGUGAUAGUCAAAUUGUGGAAAAGCUUGCCAAUAAAUCUUGUAUCAUGAAAAUUACUGAAGCAAUGCAAGAUGAUAAGAGUAGCUCUGGAUCUGAACAAAUGAAUGAUGGGCUUCCUUUGCAGUUUGAAGAUUUUUUUGUUCUUUGUCUGGGGGUUGUUGACACAAGACCUUCAUAUCAUGAUGCUAGUUUGAUAUUUCCUAUAGGUUAUAAGUGUUGUUGGCAUGAUAAGAUCACUGGGUCCCUUUUUACAUGUGAAGUUUUAGACGGUGGUGAUUCUGGACCUAUUUUCAAGAUCAGAAGGCGUUUGUGCUCUGCAAUGCCCCUUCCAAUUAGGUCAACUGUCCUUUUCAUGCCCAAAAUUGAACAAACUUCUAGUCAUAAUAAUGAAGGUGAUGCUGGUUAUUUUAAUAACAAUGAGUUCGAUGAUGAUGACAGUAUUCAAAGGAUCCUUACAGAUCCUUGCCCACCUAUGGAAAAUGAUAUCUUGACUUCUUUGAAAAGUAGCUCUAAGGAAACAUUCAUCGGUCAGCACAGUGACGAAUCCCAACUUGAAGCAGGUUUAAUGUGUGAAAAAUCGGGAGAUAAGUUAAUAGAUGAAAUUGGUGAAAUUUCAGUGGAAGAGCAUUCAUUUUCUGAUGCAUGGAGAAUAAUAUCACAGAAAUUAAUUGAUGCCUGCUCUGAGAUAAGUAAAAGAAAAGGUGCUCUGAAGUUUUCCUGUAAGCAUGCAGGAAAGGAAACUGGGUCAUCAUACUGGGAUAUGAUGGAUGGAAAGUAUAAAGAGACACUUGCUCCGUUAGCUAAAUUUUGUGGCUUCCCAGUCUCUCUCUCCCUUCCUUUUGAGUAUCAGGCUAAUGAGCUGGAGACUUGGACUGAGGAACUGACAAAAUGGCUGGAACAGGAAAGAUUUGGUCUGGAUGCAGAAUUUAUACAAGAAAUCAUCGAAGAGCUUCCUGGUGUCGAGGCCUGUUCCCGAUAUGAACCUUUGAGGAAAAGAAGUUCUUAUUCAGGAUCCUUAACAAUCAGAAAUGGUCUCCUGAAGAUUAGAACACCAGAUGGUCUUGAAUGUGAGGGAGAAGAAGGAUUGGAUGGUUUAUUUGGAAAGUCUAAAAAGCCUCGGUUGGUUGAUGACCGUGGUCCUCCUGCAGGAAAGCCAUUUUGCUUGAGACUUCCUCCUGAACUUUUUGGUGACUUUCAUCAGGUGUGGGAGUUAUUAUGGCGCUUUGGUGAAGUAAUGGGUUUGCAGGAGAUUUUUUUAGCCAAUGAACUUGAACAGGAGCUUAUAAAUCCCUGGUCUAAUCACUCAAAUUUCUUUCAUAAAUUUGGCUGUGAAAACCAAGGAUCUGAUGUACUGAGUUUAUCCAGAAUUGACAGUAUGGAUGAAAAAAAUGUAUCACCAAGUGGCGAUUCCUGUAUGGAAAAUUCUACUGAAAACCCACAUCCAUUUAUACAGACGGAAACAGGAGAAAUGAUGGAAGCUGACCGGGCCAGGCUUGCACCUCUUAGUUACAGAAGAUGCUUUGGUGUGACAUUGACAAAGGUUCACUUCUCACUGUUAGCGGUGUUAAUAAGUGAGCUGCAUUCAAAGGUUGCUGCACUUGUUGAUCCAAAUUUUGAUUCUGGCGAGUCCAUAUCUAAAAGGGGGAGGAAGAAAGAUAUAGAUAGUACAGCUCCUUCCAAAAAGGUUAAGCUCAGUGUGCUCCCAAUUAAUGAGUUGACCUGGCCUGAGUUAGCUAGAAGAUACAUAUUGUCUUUCUUAUCUAUGGAUGGAAAUCUUGACUCAGCAGAAAUCACUGCCCGUGAGAGUGCUAAAGUGUUUCGUUGCUUACAAGGUGAUGGUGGGGUGCUUUGCGGUUCACUUACUGGGGUGGCUGGGAUGGAAGCAGACGCGCUUUUGCUUGCAGAGGCUACAAAGAGAAUUUUUUGUUCUUUGAACAGAAAAAGUGAUGUUCUGACUAUAGAAGAUGAAGGGGCUGGUCAAAAUGUUGCUUGUGAAAAGAAUUUUGUUAAUGGUGGUGAUAUUCCAGAGUGGGCAAAGUUGCUGGAACCUGUCAAAAAGCUGCCAACAAAUGUUGGAACCAGAAUCAGAAAGUGUGUGCAUGAGGCUUUGGAAAAAGAUCCUCCAGAGUGGGCCAAGGAAAAAUUGCUACAUUCAAUCAGUAAGGAAGUUUAUAAGGGCAAUGCAUCAGGACCAACAAAGAAAGCUGUUCUUUCGGUGCUAGCAGAUGUUCAGAAUGAAUGUUCAACAAAAAAAUCUGACAAAGAAACUAGUAAAAAGAAGAUUGUCUUAUCUGUAUCUGAUGUUAUCAUGAAACAAUGUCGCAUCAUAUUACGUCGUGCUGCUGUUGCUGAUGAUUCAAAGGUCUUCUGCAACUUGUUGGGAAGAAAGCUAAUGAAUUCCAGUGAUAAUGAUGAUGAGGGGCUCCUUGGACCUCCUGCCAUGGUGUCCCGUCCGCUGGAUUUUAGGACUAUUGAUUUGAGAUUGGCAGUCGGAGCCUAUGGUGGAUCACACAAAGCUUUUCUUGAGGAUGUUCGUGAGUUAUGGAGUAAUGUUCGUUCUGCUUUUACCGAUCAGCCAGAUUUAGUUGACUUGGCUGAGUCACUAUCCCAAAACUUUGAGUCCUUGUAUGAAGAAGAGGUGCUUGUCCUAGUUCAGAAAUUCGCAGAAUAUGCUAAAUUGGAUUGCUUUAAUGCCGAGACGAAGAAGGAAAUAAAUAACAUACUUGCUUCAACAAAUGAUAUCCCUAAAGCGCCUUGGGACGAGGGUGUUUGCAAAGUAUGUGGUAUUGACAAAGAUGAUGAUAGUGUUCUUUUGUGCGACACUUGUGAUGCUGAGUAUCAUACAUAUUGCUUGAGUCCUCCACUGGCAAGGAUUCCUGAGGGGAACUGGUAUUGCCCUGCUUGUGUUGGCAUGCGUAUUGUUCAAGAUGCUUCGCAACCUUCACAUGUUAUCAUCCAAAGGAGAGGUAAAAAGUAUCAGGGUGAGGUUACCCGUGGUUAUUUAGAAGCACUUGCACAUUUAGCAGCUGUGAUGUACGAAAAAGAGUAUUGGCAGUUUAGUGUAGAUGAGAGAACCUUCUUGCUCAAGUUUUUGUGUGAUGAAUUACUUAACUCUGCUCUUAUCCGUCAACAUCUUGAACGUUGUGCUGAAACAACAUUUGAGUUGCAUCAGAAAUUACGUUCUGCAUAUGCAGAAUGGAAAAAUCUUAAAUCUAAGGAAGACUUCAUUGCUGCCAGAGCUUCAAAAUUUGAUACAAGCAUGAUUAAUGCAUUUGGAGAUGGUGUAAAAGAUGAUGGUGAUCGGCUUUCAUCAGAUGGUGAGGAGGGUGGUUCUGACCUUAAUGAUUCAAAUAAAUAUGCAUCAGGUACUCGUAUGGAGAAAAGUUUUACCAGUAACGGCCAAUGCUUCAAUCCAAUGGAUACUGAGGCUCAGUUAAAGGGUGAACAAGCCAUUGUGGAUGGGAGCAAAGUAUUGUCUGAAAAAAGUGAUAAAUCCUCUAGAACAAGUGAGUUGCCUGUAUCAAAUCCUUUGCCCCAAGAAAUUGAUGACUCAAGGAAAGAAACAAAUUUCCAUGGUAAGUUGGAAGAGUCUGAGGGAACAGAUUUGGUUUCUCCAUCAUCUCCUUCAGAUUGUAAUGGACAGUGCCAGUCAUCUGAUGCCACAAGCCUGCAUGCUGCAAAGCAAUCUUCCUCUGUUGCUGAGAACGAGUCACAGUCUCGCCAUAUUGAGCUGAGCACUAUCAAGAGUGAUAUUCAACAUCAGCAGGACUUAAUUACAAGUUUGGAAUCACAACUUUUAAAAUUAGCUAUUCGGAAGGAGUUUUUGGGAAAUGAUUCUUCUGGCCGAUUGUACUGGAUUUCAGCCAUGCCAGGUGGAAAUCCUCAGGUUAUUGUUGAUGGAAGUUUGGUAUUGCAUAAGAGGAGAAAUUUUCUGGGCAAUGAGGUACGGAGCCACAGCACUUCAGUUGACUGGAAUUUUACCUCUGCCACCAGAGAUACCAGUAUUAAAGCACAGGGUUCAAAGGCAUCCUGUCCAUUUGUGUAUAAUGCUAAAGAUGCAGUUUCAGCUGGUCCAACAUGGGUUACAUAUCAGUCAGAUGCAGAAAUUGAAGGACUCAUUAAUUGGUUGAAUGAUAAAGACCCAAAAGAAAAAGAGCUGAAAGAGGCUAUUUGCCAGAAGCUAAAAUUCCAGAAUUACCAAAAAAUGAGAAGAGAAGUUCAAGAUGAGUGCCAAGCCGCAUUUUCAUUGUCUGAUAUUUCUGAUAAAGCUUUGGUUCCUAGUUUUCUUGUUACCAAGGCAGCAAUGUUGCUGGAGAAGAAGUAUGGUCCCUGCCUUGAGUCAGAAAUAACUGAAUCUGUGAAGAAUCAUGGAAAAAAAGCAGAAGUAAUUAUUGAAGAUAAAGUGUACAGGUGUAAAUGCUUGGAGCCUGUUUGGCCCUCCAGAAAUCAUUGCAUCUCCUGCCACAAAACAUUUUCAACUGAUGUUGAUUUCGAGGAUCAUAAUGAUGGCAAAUGCACUCUGGAUCCUCCUGCUAAUGACAAGGGUAAGUCAGUCAGUGAUUCUUUGAAAAGAAAAGGGGAUAUGAAAUCUGAUGGUAACCGGGUAGGUUGUACUGUUGACAUGGAAAUUGAUGAAAAUUCCAAAGGUGGGCAUUUGGAGAUGAGUUCAAGGUUGACCAAAUUUCAAACUGUUGGAGUAGUUUGCCCUUAUGACUUUGAAGAAAUCAGCACUAAAUUUGUAACUAGAGAUUCUAAUAAAGAAUUGGUGCAGGAAAUUGGUCUUAUCAGUUCAGAUGGGGUUCCGUCAUUUGUCUCAUCUGUUCCACAUUUUGUUGGUGAUCCUACCCUAUUGAUUGUUCCUCCACACCAAAAAAUAGAGGGUUUAGGGGAUGAGGUGAAGGCUGCUAAGAGACCUGGUUUAUCACUAGGAAACUGGAGUGUGGGCAAUGGAGUCAAAGAAGGCUUUUCCGGUUCUUUCAAAAGGUCUGUUGCAAAUGAUAUUAAAAUGCAAAAAAACAGAAGACCUGCUUUGAGAUGUUCGGAACAAAGGGAUAGAAUCUCUCCUGCAGAUAAGUAUUCUCCUGAACUGGGUAAAGGUCGCUGCUGUGUGGUUCCUCAAUCUUCGUUAAGGCCUGUAGUUGGUAAGGCUUCACAGCUUUUGCAGCAACUAAAGAUAAAUUUAUUUGAUAUGUAUGCUGCACUCUCUGAAGAAGCUUUGAGACCGUCAAGGGCAUGCAUGGAAAGGAGAUGGGCCUGGCAUUCAUUUGUUAAGUCGGCAGAAACAAUAUAUGAGAUGGUCCAAGCAACAAUUGCAUUUGAGGACAUGAUUAAGACCGAGUACUUGAGGAAUGAGUGGUGGUAUUGGUCAUCUCUAUCUGCAGCUGCAAAAGUUUCCACCAUGUCUUCUCUUGCCCUACGUAUAUACUCCCUUGACGCCAUUAUUGUUUAUGAAAAGUCACCUGAGUUCCAUUCUAUUGACCGUUUGAAGCUCAGCAGCAUCCCAGCUCCAAAGCCGCUCUCCGACUCGAAUCUGCCAGAGAAGUGCAAAGUGAGCCGGAAGACUGGUAAGAAAAGGAAGGAACCAGAAGGCUGAUCUUUUUGAAAUAGGAGUUUCAAAUCCGAGAAGAUCUUAUUUCAGUUAAACUUGAUCCCUGUGGCAAGGGAAACUGGUAGCAGGAAUAUGUCAACAAAGAUACCAGAGUCAGAACCAAAAUGUUGGUUUGGGAUUGCCCCGACUGUCUGGACCUUAGUGUUCUGAUGUCAACACCCCGUGUAUAUAUUGAUAAGGCUAACAUGCUAACUUGGAUGCUUUGAUUCGAAACCAGAAUUCAUGGAAAUGCCUAUGGUGUUGGAAGUUCCAGAGGACCGAUUGACAAGUGAGAAUAUGCAUCCAAUUUUGGAGUGAUUUCUGCUGCAUCUUUGCGGCUUCUUUCUUGGAAAGCAUGAGGGCAAUAUGGGAGAAAGAGAGAUUAUAUGCUUAUACAACAUGAAUUAGUGUAAAAAGAAAAAGAAAAAAAAUGGUUGAAGUAGAGCAUGUGUAGACGAUAUUUCAUUUUUUAUACGUCUCUUUCUUGCUCUCUGUUACCCU
Messenger RNA from Hibiscus syriacus, 7236 nucleotides. Its product is annotated as methyl-CpG-binding domain-containing protein 9-like. The coding region runs from base 58 to 6741 and encodes 2227 amino acids. The record is from RefSeq and is a predicted model, not a curated record. The transcript has 10 exons. Gene Ontology annotation, cellular component: nucleus. Gene Ontology annotation, molecular function: protein binding; DNA binding. NCBI's taxonomy places the organism in Eukaryota, Viridiplantae, Streptophyta, Magnoliopsida, Malvales, Malvaceae.